UAUGGAUAACAUCAUCAUAAUACCUAUACGCGGUACAGCCCAGAAAACAUCGCUAUGGCACCAACACUGCCAGAGUGGGCUAGCAUUGUCAAGAACAAAGUUCUACGAAUAUUUCAGGGCCCAAAUCAACAACAAUACGACGAGUUCGAAUUUGCAAACAAAUCACAUUUAGAAAAGUCUUCCAUUCCCUACACUGAAGAUUAUUCGGGUAGCGGUGAAUUUGGUCUACAAAGUCCGACCGAGUCGCUGCCUUCGCCCGUUCGUCCACCGCUCAGACACAUCGAUAAAUACAUCAAACCGGAAAUACCAAAUCUCAGCAAAAGAUAUACAAUAGCUAUACUAACAUGUGUCGGUUUUAUGAUCUCAUUUGGAAUGCGGUGCAAUAUGUCGAUGGCCAAACUGAAAUUUCACAUAGGAUCUGAUUCGCAGGGCGUCACGUAUCCGGCUUGUCACGGAAUCUGGAGACAUUGGGCGCCACCGUUGGAAAGAUCGCGUCUGGCCACCAUAGCCCUGUGCGGUUCGUACGCGGGUGUGGUGGUCGGCAUGCCGCUGUCCGGUACUUUAAUCGACUGGUUCAGCUGGGAAGCACCGUUUUACACUGGUUACAUUGGGGCUCUGCCUCAUCUGCUUAUGACUAUAGUGGUGCCUCUCGGAGGUUUGCUAGCUGAUCACAUACGGAAAAACGGUAUCCUGUCCACAACUAGCGUCAGGAAGAUUUUCAACUGCGGUGGUUUUGGCAUGGAAGCCACGUUUUUCCUCGUGUUGGCCAAUGCCCGCACACCACUCAUGGCCACGAUUGCCCUGACCUGCGGCGUGGCGUUCAGUGGGUUCGCCAUUUCCGGGUUCAACGUUAACCAUUUGGACAUAGCGCCGAGAUACGCUAGUAUACUGAUGGGCAUAUCGAACGGAAUUGGUACGAUAGCCGGACUCCUGUGUCCGAUCGCGAUCAACAUUAUCAUCAGGCACAAGACGAGACAGAGCUGGAGCGAGGUAUUUAUACUGGCCGCCGUCAUUCACUACAUUGGAGUGGUGUUCUACGGAAUAUUUGCCUCGGGAGAAUUGCAAUCGUGGGCCGAGCCCAAGGUCGAAGAAGAUCAACAAAUGGACGAAGGAUUUUUACUCGGAGCUAUGAUGAUUCCCACCUAA
This is a messenger RNA of Diuraphis noxia (Russian wheat aphid), 1146 nucleotides long. RefSeq names its product vesicular glutamate transporter 1-like. The record is from RefSeq and is a predicted model, not a curated record. Gene Ontology annotation, molecular function: L-glutamate transmembrane transporter activity; neurotransmitter transmembrane transporter activity. Gene Ontology annotation, biological process: transmembrane transport; synaptic transmission, glutamatergic; regulation of synapse structure or activity. Lineage: Eukaryota; Metazoa; Arthropoda; Insecta; Hemiptera; Aphididae. Gene Ontology annotation, cellular component: excitatory synapse; synaptic vesicle membrane.